AGCAUCAUCGGCGAGCGCAUCUGCCAUCUGCACGUCGAUUGCACGUCCAAUGUCAUCCAUGCCGCCGCCACUUUGUUCAUUCCACUGCCGCCUCUUCUCCUUUCAGUCUUUUUCGAGGUCAUUGCUGCGGAAUGACGGCAAGCACUGUACGAUUUUUUGCAGUGCUCGUUCAAGGUCGCGUCCUCAGUUGGUGCAGUCAAUUUAGCUGUUCACAAUAUCGGUCCUCUGUGUUUCCUCAACGUUGACUUCGAUACUCACUCUUCCUUCAGCGUGUCAACUGGGUGAUGAUUCUGGUGAUUGCCUCUUGCAUCGCUCAUCGUUUGCGAUCUACUGGCCAAAGUUGACCACAGCCUCUCACACCAGGCUCGUUUACUGUGAUAUACAGUCGCAUACGCUUCCUCUGAUCGAGUCCGAUCCCAUUUCCCCACGCCUUACUCGAGCCUGGUUUCCGACCACGCCCAAAACACCUCGUUUCGCCUGUGCCUUCAGACCAUUUUACUACAUUAAGAGAAAGGCCGGGGCAUAAACAUAGCGCUGUAUGUUCGCCAAAGGAGGGUUUCCAGGGCAUACAAGAGUCUUGUGCCGACAUAUCAGCGGCAGAAAUAUGUGCGAGGGGGUCUGAUCCCAGACUUUGUUGGCCCUCGGUGCAGGUCACCGCACAGAUUACUCUGACAGUGUGGCAGAGGAACAGCGUUGUGUGACCAUCACCCCACCGAGCCCUGCUGCAACAACAUUUCCUGGCGGAGUAGGCCAGCAUGUCGAGGCCUACUUCGCCUCAGAACUUGGACUCGGAGAGACGCCACAGAACUCCCACUCCUCCGUCAAAUUCCGGUCAAAAUGCUCAGGAGCUUAAACCUGUCACUCGGCCUGGCAUCCAACGCCCUCCGUCUUGGAUCUCCAUGGUGCCAGCGCAGGCCCACGUGAGCAUGUUCACGGGGAGAACUGAUGGGCCUUCUCCUGGGCCAGCUUCGAGGCGAAGUGAGGAUGAAUCGGCGACCCUGAGCCCGGGCUCCAUCAAUCGCGUGUUCCCUGUGCGUUCUGCCGUCUCAAUUGACCCCAUUGUCACACCGCUGCCGCGGACAGAUACCGGAGGCGGCUUUCCAGGAUUCAGGUUGGCUUCAGGUGGAAGGGGUUCUGACCGGACAGGGGGAUCAGGCGAGGCAUGGACAACGACGCGAGAUUCCGCGGAUUCUUCUCGACGAAACUCAGAAGCCGACUCUGGCGCUGCUGCUACUGCUGCGGCUGCGGCUGCCAACUCGAGACGACGCUCCGAUACCAAGACCGUUAAUGUCGACGGUGUGACCCUCACCAAGAUUUUAAGCGAUGACGCAUCGCACAAGUCGGAACAUUCGGCUACAUCUGGAAGAGCAUCUGUCGAACCCGGGCAGGAGUCCGCCGGCUUGGUCACAGCACGGUUCAAACACGUGGUCACGGACGGAGGCCAUGCUGUCAUCACUGGUAGAGAUGGCGAUACUCUGCAACGGUGUGAAGACGAGCCUAUACAUAUCCCCGGCGCAGUUCAAAGUUUCGGACUCCUAGUGGGACUGAGAGAGGAAGGCGAGCGACUCGUUGUUCGUGUGGCGAGCGAGAACUCUCACCGGAUCAUCGGGUAUACUCCUCAGCAGCUUUUCAAGCUUGACUCUUUCCUUGACAUCUUCAGCGAAGAACAAGCCGACAAUCUACUCGACCAUCUUGAUUUCAUCCGGGACGAGCGCGCCGCUGACGUCGUGGCCAAUGGCCCGGAUGUUUUCAUGAUUGCUCUCAAACCUCCGGGAAGUCGGACGCGGAAGCUGUGGUGCGCAAUGCACAUGCCCGAGUCUGAUCCAACCAUGAUUUUAUGCGAGUUUGAGAUUGAGGAUGACCAGAUCAACCCGUUGGUUCCGGCAGAGGACAUGACUCCUGGUAUGCCUGAAGACACGCUAAAGAGCAAUCCAACCACCGAGGAGUUUAUGGACAGCACCGUGAAUAUUAGCAAACCUCUGCGCAUCUUACGAAGUGCUCGUAAGAAACGGACCGAGGCCGCAGCGAUGGAGGUGUUUAACAUCAUGUCGCAGGUCCAAGAGCAGCUCGCAACUGCUCCCACCUUGCCCAUUUUCCUCAAGGUACUGAUUGGCAUCGUCAAGGAAUUGACAGGCUUCCACCGUGUCAUGAUUUAUCAAUUUGACCACACCUGGAAUGGCCGCGUGGUCGCUGAAUUGGUUGACCCUAGGACGACCAAAGAUCUGUACAAAGGUCUCCAUUUUCCAGCCUCAGACAUUCCCAAACAAGCGAGAGACCUUUACAAGAUCAACAAAGUUAGGCUCUUAUACGAUCGAGACCAGGAAACUGCUCGCUUGGUAUGCAGGACGAUGGAGGAUCUUGAGAAGCCGCUUGAUAUGACCCAUGCGAACUUGCGAGCCAUGUCCCCGAUUCACUUGAAGUAUCUCGCGAAUAUGGGCGUCCGAUCCUCCAUGUCCAUCUCUAUCAACGCAUUUAAUGAAUUGUGGGGUCUGAUUUCCUGUCAUUCCUAUGGACCCAAGGGCAUGCGAGUGUCGUUUCCCAUCCGCAAAAUGUGUCGUCUAGUCGGCGACACAGCGUCUCGUAAUGUCGAGCGCCUUUCAUAUGCUUCCAGGUUACAGGCACGCAAGCUCAUCAACACAACUUCUUCAGCCACCAACCCUUCCGGAUACAUUGUCGCUUCAUCCGACGAUCUUCUGAAGCUCUUCGAUGCCGACGUCGGAGCAUUGUCUAUCCGUGAUGAGACCAAAAUUCUGGGCAAUCCGCGUGGUAAUCUUCAGGAGGUCCUUGCAAUGAUCGAGUAUCUACGAAUGAGGAAGGUAACGUCAGUCUUUUGUUCUCACGACAUCGCCACCGACUUCCCUGAUUUACGCUAUGAACCUGGCUGGAAAUUCCUUGCGGGCGUUCUGUUUGUGCCUCUUUCAAGUGGUGGCAACGAUUUCAUCGCUUUCUUUCGCAGAGGCGUCCUACAGGAAGUGAAGUGGGCCGGUAACCCAUACGAGAAAUUUGUGCAGGAAGGAACAGAAGGCUACCUGGAGCCGCGGAAGAGCUUCAAAGCAUGGAGUGAAACAAUUAUUGGACGAUGUCGGGAUUGGACCGAUGAGGAAAUCGAGACAGCCUCGGUCUUGUGCCUGGUCUACGGCAAAUUCAUUGAUGUAUGGCGACAAAAGGAGGCAGCCUUGCAAAAAUCACAGCUCACCCGACUCCUUCUUGCAAACUCGGCGCACGAGGUCCGAACGCCGCUGAAUGCCAUCAUAAACUACCUGGAAAUAGCGUUGGAGGGACAAUUGGACCAGGACACGCGCGACAACUUGUCCAAAUCACACUCUGCCUCCAAGUCGCUGGUUUAUGUAAUCAACGACCUCCUCGAUUUGACGAAGACCGAGGGUGGUCAAAACUUGGUCAAGGAGGAAUCCUUUGAGCUCCUGCUUACUAUGCAAGAAGCUACAGAGCCAUUUGUUGGAGACGCGAAGCGCAAAGGCCUGACGUACGACGUCCGUAUAUCAAACGGACUGCCACGGCAUGUCAUUGGCGAUCAGCGGCGAGUUCGACAGGUCAUAUCGAAUCUCAUUGCAAAUGCUAUCCAACACACCCAUGCAGGCCAGGUAAUGGUGGAAGCCUCGGUCCUAUCGACAUCGCAAUCUCAAGGUAAGACCGAAAUCGAGAUUGUGGUUGAGGAUACCGGGGUAGGCAUGUCGCAUGAAAAAGUCGACGCGCUCUUCAGGGAACUUGAAGAAGUCACUUACGAGGAGGAGCCGAAAGCCUCUAAAUUACUUUCGGAAGACCCGUUUACAGAGCAAUCUGGACAUGACCAAGUGGCAUUGGGCUUAGGACUGGCUGUUGUGGCCCGCACCAUUCGAAACAUGAACGGCCAACUACGGGUCAAGACGGAAGAAGGAAAAGGUUCCCGGUUCGUCAUCGUCCUGGCUUUCGAUACCGAUCCAAAAGAGGUCGGCCAAGAUGAAGAGCCCUCAUCUCAAUCACUGGACUCAUCUGAUCCCCCUGUUGUACCAUCUUCAGCAUUGAAAGAGGGCGAAGUCACUUUGGUCUACAGAAAUCCGGCCAGUCGGGGUGAGUCCAGCCCUGUGACACGGAAAGAAAGCCUCGACAGUCUGAAGAGCCUUACAAGCUUAAAGAGCGGCAAGAGUGCUCUCAGCAUCCGAAGUGAGGCAAGUCAGAAAAGUGACGCAGACAGGCUCAUCGAUGCCAUUCAGGAGCCAUUGAAAAUCUCCUCUGAAAAGAUUGGAAGCCCCGGCAAGCAGCACCGUUCGUCCUUUUCUACAAGCAAUUCCCAAUUGGUCAGUCCCAAGUUGAGGCACAGCAAAGAGCUGAAAUCUAGCCUGCACAGAUCACCGGGCAUGAGGGAAAUCAAAGACUCAGGCACACCUCUUCGACCUGUUCGGGUGCCGGACGAUUAUCAAGAAGCCGACGACGCGGCUGGACACAGGCCUGCUGUGAAGGUGGUUUUUGAGGAGUCUGGGUCCGUUGGGGCACCGUCUGUUUCGACUGACGUGGAAGCUUCGCCUUCUGCCGACAACUUCUCCAUCCUCGUGGCAGAGGACGACCCCAUCAACAGCAAGAUAAUGCAAAAGCGUCUGGAGAAGCUUGGCCAUUCAGUGCGUAUGACUGUCAACGGAGAGGAAUGCGCAUCGGCCCAUGGCGAGCAACCGGCCGCCUUCGAUGCUAUCUUGAUGGAUUUGCAAAUGCCAAUAGUGGAUGGAUUCAGCUCGACCAAGAUGAUUCGUUCAUUCGAGAAGACACACCCCAACACAAGUCUCUCGAGUCGAGCUCGGCUCAACAGCAGAAUUCCCAUCUUUGCAGUCUCCGCAUCACUAGUUGAGAAGGAGCGCGACCGGUAUAUCCAAAGCGGGUUUGACGGAUGGAUUCUUAAACCAGUCGACUUCCGCCGAGUUGACGAAUUGCUGCGAGGGAUUGUUGACCCAGAAGCACGGGCUGCGUGCCUGUACGAGUGCGGCAACUGGGAACGCGGAGGAUGGUUUGAAGCGCGCAACGAGAAAAACGACGCUUUUCAAAUCGAUACGAAGCCGAGCCAAGAGAAGCCCACUGCGGAGACUGAAAGCGCAAUGCCCGGCGUAGACGGCGUCUCUGAAGGCAUGUCAGAAGCCACGGUAUGACAGCCAUCAUAAGAAUCCCACGUACCCCGAGGCCAGUUUUAUACGAACCUUGGAUCCCAACAAACAGCCAUCCCAUACUGAAAUACAUGCUGGUUGCGUCCCAGGGUUGCGUCACCGAUUUAGUUGUUCAGACCAUUCAAGGCUUUUGAGAAUCCACACGAUGUCACGACGUUACGGCGGUGCAUAGCCUUCAGUUUGAUGUCUGCUUCACGAUAUGGCCUCGCCGGCAGCUUUCGCCUCCCCGCCAGGCCAGGGGGAUGGUAUUCUUGCGUUUGGACCAAGUGUAUACUUACGACCUGAGAACAAGACGAUUUAAGAAUGGAUGCGACCAAGGACCAAAGACUGGAUGCCAGUGGAGAACUGCCAGCAAAACCGAUAUGCAUCCAUUAGGAUAUGAUAACUAUCCAUACCCACCUGCAUUUGUAUCAACACCAACCGCGGUUACUUCGGGCACCAAAGAGCAUAAAAUGACGGUCAUAGGUGCAUCGACAACCGACGCAGCAUUGGCAUUAGACACAUCACCCCUAUCAUCAGACAACGAAACAAUCAGACUACUGUUCGCCUACAGUACCUACUUACCUAUUGCCUUACCUAGGUAUUAGUUGUAUCAGCAAUAUUCCUGACCAACUCCGUUUGUUCGUGGUCUUUGUGUUGUUACCGUUUACAGUAUCAAGCAUCCAGUGGUCCAUGAAAGCUUCCAGUGUUGUCGGUUGCAGGGCAGCUUUGAGAGCAGCAAGCCCUGGCGCUAGACGUUACAUUACGUACAGUAGAUAUGAUACAGUGAUUGAUGGCAUAGACAUGAUAUGAUACCUUAAUCAAUGGCAUGCAUCCAUAACAUUAUGAUGUGUAUAUAUUUCCUAUCUGCUGCUCACAGAUAGAUAGAUGCCUCGAUUGCAUACAUGGAUG
Molecule: messenger RNA, 6038 nt
Organism: Exophiala dermatitidis NIH/UT8656
Lineage: Eukaryota; Fungi; Ascomycota; Eurotiomycetes; Chaetothyriales; Herpotrichiellaceae
Product: multi-sensor signal transduction histidine kinase
Exons: 1
Coding region: 756-5132 (1458 amino acids)
Biological process (GO): phosphorelay signal transduction system; regulation of DNA-templated transcription; detection of visible light
Molecular function (GO): phosphorelay sensor kinase activity; protein binding
Source: RefSeq, a predicted model, not a curated record